This is a messenger RNA of Gigantopelta aegis, 2611 nucleotides long. Its product is annotated as adhesive plaque matrix protein-like. The transcript is spliced from 7 exons. NCBI's taxonomy places the organism in Eukaryota, Metazoa, Mollusca, Gastropoda, Neomphalida, Peltospiridae. The coding region runs from base 139 to 2481 and encodes 780 amino acids. The record is from RefSeq and is a predicted model, not a curated record.
UGUACACAGGCACUUACAUGACAUUGUACAAGCAUGCGUUAGGUAUUUGUUUUUAUCAAAAUACAAACUUUGAUCCUUUGUUAUCAAACUAUAGUUUAUCUUUUUUUAAAGAUGAUAAACAGAGAUUGAUAGUAAACCAUGGAGUGUGUUGGCCGGCUGUGUUUGCUUACAGCCGUCUUUCUAGUGUUUUCAGAAAGCGUAAAGACUAUAACGGGAUUCACUACAGAUUCCUACUCGACAUCAGAGUCUACAACUGACCAUGUUUUACCAGUCGCGCAAGUUCCGCCAGGUUCAGUACCACUUACUGCAGGAAGUGGAGUCAUCACUUCCCCCGGGUACCCAUCACCCUAUCCGAACCGCUGGCAUUCCAGCUCAUUUACAUCUCCCAAAUAUCUGUCUUCGAUAAAUGUUCCCGAGGGUGUACUGUAUGUGGAAUUCCGUUUCGUAGAUUUUCACAUCGAAGCAUGCGGAGGAGGAAAGUCAGCGUGCCACUGUGAUGGAUUAAUCAUUGAACAUCUUGGAAGACGACUCUGUGAUAACAACCCACCCGGGCCGGGUGGAAUCAUCAGAUUUGUGUUGCCACAUGAAUUUCGAGGUUACUACAAUAUUCAGUUCGACUUCUACUCAGACUAUAGUGUAGCUGAAAGUGGCUUUUAUAUGGAAUAUCGCUUCAUUUAUGGCUAUCCACAUAAACCACCAUCAUUUCAACACAAACCACAAUCGUCUUAUACACCAUGGUGGUAUUCAACAUACCCAUCAACUACUGAUGGCAGCACACCUUGGUGGUAUCAGAGAACAAGAUAUCCGUCAACUACUGACAGCAGCACACCUUGGUGGUAUCAGAGAACAAGAUACCCGCCAACUACUGACAGCAGCACACCUUGGUGGUAUCAGAGAACAAGAUACCCGCCAACCACUGACAGCAGCACACCUUGGUGGUAUCAGAGAACAAGAUACCCGCCAACUACUGCCUACAACACACCUUGGUGGUAUCAGAGAACAAGAUACCCGCCAACCACUGACAGCAGCACACCUUGGUGGUAUCAGAGAACAAGAUACCCGCCAACUACUGACAGCAGCACACCUUGGUGGUAUCAGAGAACAAGAUAUCCGCCAACUACUGACAGCAGCACGCCUUGGUGGUAUCAGAGAACAAGAUACCCAUCAACUACUGACAGCAGCACACGUUGGUGGUAUCAGAGAACAAGUGCAGGCACUACACCUUGGAGGUAUUGGAAAACAACAUAUCCAUCAACUACUGCCUACAACACACCUUGGUGGUAUCAGAGAACAAGAUAUCCGUCAACUACUGACAGCAGCACACCUUGGUGGUAUCAGAGAACAAGAUACCCGCCAACUACUGACAGCAGCACACCUUGGUGGUAUCAGAGAACAAGAUAUCCGCCAACUACUGACAGCAGCACGCCUUGGUGGUAUCAGAGAACAAGAUACCCAUCAACUACUGACAGCAGCACGCGUUGGUGGUAUCAGAGAACAAGUGCAGGCACUACACCUUGGAGGUAUUGGAAAACAACAUAUCCAUCAACUACUGCCUACAACACACCUUGGUGGUAUCAGAGAACAAGAUAUCCGCCAACUACUGACAGCAGCACACCUUGGUGGUAUCAGAGAACAAGAUAUCCAUCAACUACUGACAGCAGCACGCCUUGGUGGUAUCAGAGAACAAGAUAUCCGUCAACUACUGACAGCAGCAUGCCUUGGUGGUAUCAGAGAACAAGAUACCCAUCAACUACUGACAGCAGCACACCUUGGUGGUAUCAGAGAACAAGAUACCCAUCAACUACUGACAGCAGCACGCCUUGGUGGUAUCAGAGAACAAGAUAUCCAUCAACUACUGACAGCAGCAUGCCUUGGUGGUAUCAGAGAACAAGUGCAGGCACUACACCUUGGAGGUUUUGGAAAACAACAUAUCCAUCAACUGCUGCCUACAACACACCUUGGUGGUAUCAGAGAACAAGAUAUCCAUCAACUGCUGCCUACAACACACCUUGGUGGUAUCAGAGAACAACAUAUCCAUCAACUGCUGCCUACAACACACCUUGGUGGCAUCAUACAAAAUAUCCACAUGGCAUGGCUAGCACCACCCCAAGUUGGUAUCACAACACAAAAUAUCAACGCCGGACUACUCCAGCAGCAAAGAUGAUACCGACUAUGAAACUAAAAUGCAACAGUCUUUCAUGUCCAAACUGUUUGGCUGGACAUUAUUACAGCCUAGAUUCCAAUGGCUGCCAUGUCUGUCGCUGUAAAACUGGUAUAUCCAGUCCUACUAAACCAGGACCUGUGUCUAACAUAUUGUAUCAGAUAUUGCUGCACAUGAAUCACGAAGUGGACACCCUUCAGAAUAAUGUGCAUGACUUCCGAGAAGAAACCCGCUUACUUAUCGACCAACUACUGCAUACACAACUUGCUCGUCAAAGCAGACGAGAUGCAGCUAGCAACAACAAGAAACCCUCAUCAUGAAAAUUCAAGUGGACAUUUAAGAAGAUAAAAUGAAAUAGCUAUUAUAGUUCAAUUAUUGUACAAACUACAGGACAAAGACGAAACCUAUAGCCUUCAUUGUAUUUUAUUUUAAUAAAGCAAUACCAAUUUA